UACGUAUAUAGUAGUCUACACCGAAUGCGCAGGAUGCGCAGGCUAUGCGUGUGUCGGAGGAGCUUGAGGUAGUACUCUCCGCAUCCUUUGACGAUUAAUCUGCAUCAUCCCCUCAGCCUCUUCAUUCUCUCGUCGCACCUCAAAACAGCAGACCAGUCGCAUCAUGCGAAAUCCGUGUAUCGGCCUUUUCCCACAAUACGCUGGUCAACAGCUAGCGCAUGAUUAUCAUGACUGGGGCCGAUGUGUUCCAGGUGGUGGCUUCAGCGGUCAGCAUCGUCGACUGCAGCGUUAGACUGGCCAAAUUCAUUAAAAAUAUUAGCGACGAUGCCCGGGAUAUCCACGACUGGCUGGCACAAAUGAAGUAUAGCAUGGACACACUUCAAAAUGUUUUGGAAUUCGUCCAAAAGGUUGUCAACGGUCCGAAUAUGAACCAUGUUGACGAUGGCCCCGUCGAAUGGAUUUGCACAAUUGUACGGAGUUCACAGGACCUAGCAGCAAAGAUCCUCGACAAGUUGCCGUCAGAACCGGAUGACGGCAUAUUCUCAAAGAUGGAGUCAGUAUUAAGAAAGCUCAUGAAUGACCGCGUUAUCAAGGACUAUGAACAUGCUAUCCAAAAACAGACAAGCACGUUGCAAACAGUAAUCAUGACACUCUCAUUGGAGCGCACAUCCUAUUUAGCUACAAUGUACCAGGGCGAAAUUCCCGCACCACCGUACCAUAACGGCGAUGACGAGUUAGAGAAAAUCAGGCUCAAGCUUAACGCCAGGCUCAGCGACAGCUUACCUCCCACACGAGACACAUCACUAUAUGAACCCAGCGAGACAGCGAGCGUCACAACCGAAGCCAAGGUCCGCUUAUCCAUACUAUAUAAGGCAAGACAGCAGGAACUUCAGGAAUACCAGAACAGAGUCGCAGAACUCGAGUCGCAGAGGAGAUAUUUAGAAGCUGCUACAGAACAAGGAAACAUUAUCAAGCUCCGUCGAAGAAUAAAGAAAAAUAUGCCAUUAAGUGCUCAAGAUGAAGCCUUGCUUGUCGAGAAACAAGCAGAUCUCUUGCUCCAGUGCCCUACCGUUGGACGCCACGAUGAAGCGACCGAAUUGCUCGAGAACCUCAUUGAGGAGAAAGAUUACAUGCUGACAGAUGAGGCGAACGGGCGAAUAAAGUUGAAAAUCGGCGAACUGUAUCUGGCACAGGGCAGACUUGGACAUAUCGAGAAGUUCAAACUCGCCAAGAAUACCUUAAACGAUGCGGCGACUUUGCUCGAGACUCUCGGCCCAUUUCCUCACGGACUUUACCUGCGGUCUGUGGAGCGCUUAGUGAGGGCAUUGGAAAUGCUUCGAAAGCCGAAUGACGUCCGCGGGCUCAAAUCCUACGUGACGAGGCUCCUGGAAGAUGCGAAUGUUGAGCUAAAUUAUGAGAUAAAUUGGGAAUACGAGGAUGAGCCAGAGUCCCCAGCUCUGGCAUGGUGCAGAAUACAGACCAAUCCAUCUUUCGCCAUAGAUUCCCCGACUUUCAAGUUUGACAGCAUUGUUCAAGGAACCUCUGCGCUCCACCUAGCGAUUCGAGAGGGACAAUUUGAGGUCUUAAGAGACAUGCUAGUCGAGGUCGAGCAAGUCGACAUCCGAGAUAGCGACGAGUGUACGCCCUUGUUGAUAGCCGCCCAAGAGAGGUGCAGUGACAUCUUCCAAUCAUUGCUCGACCAUAGGGCUAGCCUCAAUAAAGUUGACAAAUUAGGACGAACCGUUCUACACAAAUGCCAAUCAAACAGCCGGGAUGGCCGCGACAUCGCCAUUGCUAGGCUCAUUUAUGACCGUGAGCCUAACUUAGUGAACACUACUGAUUUAACUGGCAAGACUGCUUUGUUAAUAGCCUGCGAAGAGAGCAAUGAGCAUAUGGUGGACUUCCUUCUUAGUCACGAAGCCGAUCCCGACAUCACAUCAACAAAGAACAAGACGCCUUUGCAAGUCGCUGUCGAAAUGAGAUCCUCUCGAGGUACCCGAGAGAGACACGCCAAUCGCCUUCGUAUUAUUGCCUUACUCCUCGAACACGGAGCUGACAGCAAUCCAACAGACAACCUGGGAAACACGCCACUUUACACUGCUGCAUCAAACGGAGACCUGGAGGUCGUUCAGCUUCUGCUAGAUCCCGCGUACAAGACGAAAGUAGAUCUAUUUGGACGCCAUGGACAGACCCCAUUAGCAGCCGCUGUACAACACAAGCACGAAGACGUCAUCAAAGAACUAGUAUCAGGCGGUGCAACCGUGACGUUAAAAAGUACCGGCGGGAAAAGCGCCGAAGACUGGGCAAGAGGUGACCACAAUAAAGCACUGAGAGAUGCCCUUCGGGUGGGAAACAGUCGGCGGAUGAGCCAACACUCUGUGAGAACAUUCGGACAGAAGACCGUGUCUUCUACAAGCUCGGACUCGACGAACAGACGAGAUUCUGGUUCAUCAAGGCCUCUUCGCGGAAUGUUCAGGUCUAGUGGUUAGAAAAACUAUCGAUAUUGGCUGAAUGGUCGGAUUCUGAUUCGAAUUUCCUACGCCAUGCCUCUACAAACUUAGAACAUACUAUCAAGGCAAUCAUUCGCCGCUCCCAUUAUCACAAACUGUGUGAUGAGGUUGAUCACUAAAACCCCCUUAUCAUUUAGGGUGAUUGCCAGGCUUCGGACUAGGCAUACUCCACUCGCUUCGAGGACUGUGACUUAACAGCACGGAAAGCUGUGCUCAUAUCAAGAGAUCUGCGGUGCAUAGGCUUUGAGGUUGGUCAAUUAUCUUGCAUUCUAUGGAAUAUAUGUUUACAUAGUGUUUCGUCAGGUUAUCCCCUUAAUACAAAAGGU
Messenger RNA from Xylaria bambusicola, 2836 nucleotides. RefSeq names its product ankyrin repeat-containing domain protein. The record is from RefSeq and is a predicted model, not a curated record. Lineage: Eukaryota; Fungi; Ascomycota; Sordariomycetes; Xylariales; Xylariaceae. The transcript has 2 exons. Bases 219 to 2489 code for a protein of 756 amino acids. Gene Ontology annotation, molecular function: protein binding.